This is a messenger RNA of Dermacentor albipictus, 791 nucleotides long. RefSeq lists its product as uncharacterized. The record is from RefSeq and is a predicted model, not a curated record. Lineage: Eukaryota; Metazoa; Arthropoda; Arachnida; Ixodida; Ixodidae.
UGAAUUUCUUUCUCUGUGGUGCCGGUGGUCACGCCAGUCGCCUACUCGCUUGUCAAGCACACGAGGGCUGAACGCUGCACCGACGACCCGGACGGCUAUUCUGAACGACAGUGCUUGAUACAGAUACGCCAUGUCGCCUGCGCGCUGUACUAAACGCAAGCGGGGUCUACAAGCUUCGCCUCAGCGGCGUCCAUUGACUUCAAGAAGCCAGCCAAAAAAUUUGCAAGGCCACGGGCAGAGAGGCGCGCGGGCAGAGAGGCACGCUGGCUGCACGCCUGCUGGGAAGCGCCCACCCUGGAAUAGCAGCACCGCCGUUCCAGCGACCUUCGAGAAGUUCUGCACGGAGCAGAACAAAAGAAAACGUGCCUUAGUAAAGGCUACUAGGAAGACAAAGCAGGGGGCGGAGGCUGGGCUGAAAAUGGACCCAAAGGGAGAAGGUGACUUUCCCUACACUUCAGGGACGGCAUCACUUUGGACGAGAGGAUUGGCUGCCCUCAAGCUACUCGACUUCUCAUUUUUAUUCAAACCGGCCUACUUCUUUUAUGAAUGUUCGUAUCCCGAUGGUGAAUCUCAGGCUUGCCCUAAAAAGAAACCUCGUAUGACGUAGCCAUGACCUCAUGGCUGAACGCUUUUAAUUUAUUUCCCAUGCUUGCGCGUUUUAAUUACGAAUUUUAAGAUAAAUACGAGUUUCUAUUUGAUGUACCUGAUAUUAUACGUGAUGUUAACCCUUUACUGCACAAUUUUUUCUUUCCUCAAUAUAUUAUUCAUGGUGUUGUAGGGCAGCAUAAUAG